AUGUUUUGGGCAGAAAACUGGAUAGGAACUGGUAGUUUAGAACUUCGGUUUAGACGCUUAUAUAAUCUUUCUUGUCAGAAACGGGAACCAGUGAAGAAUAUGGGUUAUUGGGAGAAUGGGGUGUGGCGGUGGUCAUUUCGAUGGAGGAGGAGGUUGCAAGGAAGGGAGGUGGGAUGGUUUGAGGAGUUAACGGGGGUUUUGCGAGCUGCACAAUUGGUAGAGAAUAAGCAGGAUAGCUGGGUGUGGGAACUAGAAGGGGGUGGCUCUUACUCAGUUAAUUCUUCUUAUGUUUUUUUGCAGGGACAAAACUUAGGUGAAACGAAUCCUGUGUUCUCAUGGAUAUGGACAGCACCAGCACCUUCCAACAUAAAGGCAUUUGCAUGGAGAGUAAUGUUAGGCCGCAUUCAGACUCGGGAUAAUUUGCUGAAGAGACAAGUCAUUCAUACUGCCGCUGAAGCUCUUUGUCCGUUAUGUGGCCGGGUGGAGGAAUCUUGUUCCCAUUUGCUCUUUACGUGCCCCGCUGCCUUGCUGAUAUGGUAUGAUGUUUAUGCCUGGUUGGGUGUGUCCACAGCUCAGAUUCCAGUUGGUGAGGUACACUUACUGCAAUUUGCCUCAAUUGGGAGUAAUAAAUCUCAAAAAUUAGGUGAAGUUGCAAUAUGGCUGACUGUAGUUUGGUCAUUAUGGUGUGUGCGUAAUAGAAUUGUUUUCAGUGGGGUGAGCUACUUAAAGACCAAAUUCUGGAGCAGGUUCAGCUUAAAUCGUGGCAGUGGUUAA
Messenger RNA from Lotus japonicus, 774 nucleotides. RefSeq lists its product as uncharacterized. The transcript has a single exon. The record is from RefSeq and is a predicted model, not a curated record. Lineage: Eukaryota; Viridiplantae; Streptophyta; Magnoliopsida; Fabales; Fabaceae. The coding region runs from base 1 to 774 and encodes 257 amino acids.